Molecule: messenger RNA, 2712 nt
Organism: Moneuplotes crassus
Lineage: Eukaryota; Ciliophora; Spirotrichea; Euplotida; Euplotidae
Source: the annotation of a GenBank genome assembly
UUCUCUUAGAUUUUAGCAACUCAUCAAUUACAAUGAGUAUUGUUACUGAUGUAAGCAAAAAAGUAGCAUCCUCUGGAGAUCAACUAACUGUUUCAAGCCAAGGAGCAAGAACUUUUUCAGUGGCUACUUUAAGUAAUACUCUAUCAACCCUGACAUCAGCUAGGUCAAAAGAGAAGGUAAAGACAUUUAGCAGUAAUCCUGCUAAAAUCCAGAUAUCUAAAGGAUCUAAUACCACAGUUGAUUUCUGCUUAGCUCAUUCUCUACUAGCUGAUUCAGAUUUUUCUUAUUCCUUUGAACAAAGCUCUGAAGAUACAUCAAAGGUGUCUUAUGAAUUCACCAGGGAUGAGGCCACUGGUAAACUUAGGAUAGACAGCCAAGAGUUUUCAAUAGAGACAACUACUGCUCAAUUUACCAUAACCUUAAGCUCAAACAGUUCAGGCUCAAAGUAUGUGUCUGAGGUGAGCAUAGAAGAAGAAAUUGAUUCUGGUAAAAAGAAAUCCAUAAAUGGAGCUCAAGACGGAAUCAUCGCCACCUGGAUGAUCAUUUCUGUACUGGGAGGAAUACUAGGAGGCUCUCUUAUACAGAUUCUAUGGAUAGUCUUUAACCAACAAAAGUUGCUUCUUUUCUUGAUCCUUGUUGAUACUUAUAUGGAUUCUUAUGUCAGGCUAGCGAUAACCAGACAAAAUUUUGGCCUUUUUAGCUUUGAUUUCUUAGGAAGUGUAAUUCCGAGUUUUGUGCAAACCCCGAUUAUUACAAAAAAAAUGGAUAUGAACCAGAAGACAAGAGUUCUAAGAGAAAUUGGGUUUGAUCUUGAAAGCACUUUCAGGACUUAUUGGUUGCCAAUCUUCUUUAUCCUAUUGACUCUUAUCACCCAUAUUUGUUGAAGAAUACUAUUCAAGAAGUUUCCGUGGAUAUUGACCAAAUACUCAAACAAAAGAGAGAAAUCUAAAGACAGACAAAUCAAGCCUCUUGAUGAGGAAGAAAUAGUGUCAAACCAAGAUGAGAAUAUUAACAAGAGAUCCUCCACCGAAGAAGAGAAGGAUGAAGAAGAGUCUGACCAUGAAACACAAAAAGAAGGUGGAGGAGGAGAAGAUGACAAAGAGUCUCCAAAUAAGUCCUUCAAUGAAUCGAGGAUGAACAAUACAGAGAGUAGAAUUGCUGUUGGUCAGUCAGGAAAUAUAACUAAUACCAUCAAGGCUGAUCUCGAAGACCCUAUUUAUGACGAUCAGGAAGAUGAGAAGAGGGAUUCUGAGAAUCACAAUAAGAAAAGAACCUUAAAAGAAGGAACAAAAGCUCUUAUCAAAAGCAUACUUCCAUGGAUUCUCAGAGCUCUCUCGUCUGGUGGUUACUGGAAUAUUUACUUCAGGUUUAUGAUAGAGUCCUUUAUGGGUGUUUUGGUCAUGUCAGUUAGUGAGAUCAAAACUAGUGGAGCAGCAACUUCGUGGCAAAGAUUCUCACUCUCUCUAGCUUACAUAUUACUGAUAAUCUUUCUUGCUUUCUAUGCCUUCGUCUGAUUCUUGGGAUUCAGAGAGUACAAAAGGAGAAAUGGGUAUGUUAGAGUACCUGAAGAUGAUGGAGAUGAACAGAAGAAACCUAAAGAAGUCGAAGAUGAAAUUUAUGGAGAAAUAUUUGCUGAUCUCAAUAAAUCUGCCUUUGCCUCCCUUCACCAGCCUUUAAAUCUGACGAGGAUUUUAUUGUGCAUAUUAUUGAUUCUUGUGGUUAAUGUGUAUGAUCAAUCGACUGUUUGGAUAAUAUUUGCAUUAUUCUUCAUAUUCCAGAUGCUUUUCCUCUAUCAAGCAGUAAAAUAUCCAAAAUUUGAAUGGUGGCUUCUAAAAGUUAUCUACUUGAUCAACGAGGUUUUCCUUGUUGUUUUUAUAAUAGUAUUUGCCCUCCUAAAGUCAAAACAGGAUUGGAAAAAUUCUUCGUGAAGAACGAUAGUAUUAACAAUGAUCUUCGCAAAUACAGGAAUUGUGAUAUUAUUCCAGUUGUUUGGGAGUUAUCUCCGCUCAGUAACUUUGUACAAAGAGACAAAGAGUUAUCUUCUCAAUAUACCAACUUCUCCAGGAUCAUCAGAUGAUAAAGCUCAUAAGUUCAAGAAUCAGGGAAUCCAAACAGACCCUGUAAUUCAAGAGGUCUUACCUGGAAGAAUUGCUAAUGAGAGUCCACAAACAGAGGAAAAUUUAGAAACAGAGAAAAGAAAAUAAGAAGAAGAACAAAAGGAAGUCCAAAAGACAGAAAAAGGAUAAAACUCAAUUAGAGAGAAUAUAUAAUAAUACAAUGGCUCCAAAGCCGAAGAGGAAUAGCAAAGAAGAAAAGAAGAAUAAAUCAAGCUCUAAAAAUGGCCCUAAAAAGGUCCCAUUACUACAAGUCCAGAGUGAGAACCCAAAAGGCAACAUUCUCGACCUCAGAGCCACCCAAGAUACUAUAGCCCUCAAAAAGAAAGACCCAGUCAGCCCCUCUCCCAGACCCCUCAGAUCCUCUCUCCUCGCUCCCUCUAACCCCACUUCCAUCCUCAACCAGCCUUUGCCCUCUCUACCUCCCUCCAUUAGGCUUCCUCAGAGUCCUUCUUCACGGUCAAAAUCCAAAAAUCCCCACUCACAAACACCUGGCUCCAAAAGUGCCAAAAGCACUAAAAGUGCCAAGAGUACCAAAACUGCCAAAAGUACCAAAGCCACCAAAAAAUCAAAAAAUAAGAAAAAGCCCAAGAAAUAA